AAUCAAAACAAAAAGAAUUCAUUUCAAAUUCUUGUUUUGAUAAUUGUCUCAACUCUUUUUAUUUAAUUUAUAAUUUAAUUUCAAUUAAAUUGUGUCAAUCAAUUAUAUACUUUGGACAUUCUUCUUGUUAUCAAAGUUAUAAAAAUAGUAGUUUAAUCUGUGUGAUUGGUGUUUAAACUAUGGCUAAAAAGAAAAGUAAACGAAAAGCUGCAACCCGAAGGAAAGCAAUUGAACCAUUGGAUAUACAAUUUAAUUGUCCAUUUUGUAAUCACGAGAAAAGCUGUGAGGUAAAAAUGGAUCGUAAUCGGAAUAUUGGAAGAAUUACCUGUCGAAUUUGUUCAGAAGAUUUUCAAACGGCCAUUAAUUACCUUUCAGAGGCAAUCGAUGUUUACUCCGAAUGGAUUGAUGCCUGUGAAACUGUCAACUCUUAAAUCUAUUACGACAAUGGACAAAAUAAUGGACUUAAAUUGAUCCAUCACGAGUAAAUAAGAAAGAAAAAUCAACACAAAAAAAGCUUAAUCAUUAAUGGUUCACACUUUCAUCAUGUUCUUUUCGUCAUUUUCAAUAAAUAGUAUUCAUUUUUAUUAAUAUAUCAACAA
Panonychus citri (citrus red mite) is the source of this 599-nucleotide messenger RNA. Its product is annotated as transcription elongation factor 1 homolog. NCBI's taxonomy places the organism in Eukaryota, Metazoa, Arthropoda, Arachnida, Trombidiformes, Tetranychidae. Gene Ontology annotation, biological process: transcription elongation by RNA polymerase II. The transcript has a single exon. Gene Ontology annotation, cellular component: transcription elongation factor complex. Gene Ontology annotation, molecular function: RNA polymerase II complex binding. The record is from RefSeq and is a predicted model, not a curated record. The coding region runs from base 180 to 431 and encodes 83 amino acids.